GGCCUCCGCGGGCGGGCCCCGGCAUCCCAGCGUCCCGCGCGGCGGGCGGCGCUCUGUCCGGCCGGCUCGCUGGCGUCCAGGCCGCGGCGGAGGCGGAAGAUGGCGGCGGCGGCGGCGGCGGCGGCUGCGGCCGGGCGUCCCUAGUCUUCGUCGGCGGCGGCGGCGGCGAGUUCGGCCUAGGCGGCGGGACGACCCCCGGGGACCCGUGGGCGGCAUGUCAGAGCAGCAGGCGGCGCCCGCGGCCCCGGGGCCCGGGUCGAACGGCGGCGGCGGCGGUGUUGGGGGGGCCCCUGCGCGCGGGCCCCGCGCCCCCACCCUGAACCCCAACCCGCUCAUCAACGUGCGGGACCGGCUCUUCCACGCGCUCUUCUUCAAGAUGGCGGUCACCUACUCGCGGCUCUUCCCGCCCGCUUUCCGCCGGCUCUUCGAGUUCUUCGUGCUGCUCAAGGCCCUGUUUGUCCUCUUCGUGCUGGCCUACAUCCACAUGGUGUUCUCGAGGUCACCGGUCAGCUGUCUGGAGCACGUGCGGGAGCAGUGGCCGCGCGAGGGGGUGCUCCGCGUGGAGGUUCAGCACAACUCCAGCCGCGCGCCCGUCUUCCUGCAGUUCUGCCCCGGCGCGCCCGCCGCCGCCCGCGCUCCCUUCCCCGGCCUGGCGCUGGAGCCCAGCGGGCUGGAGCUGGACGACGAGGAGGAGCUCACGGUGGACAUGUUCGCCAACCGCUCCAUCCAGUUUGAGCUGGACAUUGAGCCCAAAGUGUUCUCGGCCCUGGGCAGCGCCGAGGCCAACGCCAGCCAGGACUUCCCCUUCCCCGAGACAGCCGGCAAAGCGUGGGCCCAGGACGAGUACAUCGUGGAGUACUCCCUUGAGUAUGGCUUCCUGCGCCUGUCCCAGGCCACCCGCCAGCGCCUCAGCAUCCCCGUCAUGGUGGUCACCCUGGACCCCACGCGGGACCAGUGCUUCGGGGACCGCUUCAGCCGCCUGCUGCUGGCCGAGUUCCUGGGCUACGACGACAUCCUCAUGUCCAGUGUCAAGGGCUUGGCGGAGGACGAGGAGAACAAGGGCUUCCUGCGCAACGUGGUGUCCGGAGAGCACUACCGCUUCGUCAGCAUGUGGAUGGCACGCACCUCCUACCUGGCCGCCUUCGUCAUCAUGGUCAUCUUCACCCUGAGCGUGUCCAUGCUGCUGCGUUACUCCCACCACCAGAUCUUUGUCUUUAUCGGUGAGUGCCCACCCGCCGCGCGUGUCUGUGUGCCCACGGUCAGGUCCGUGUGCCUGUGUGUCUGUCCGCGUGUGCCCCGCCCCCCCCACUCACGCACCUGGCGGCCCGCAGUGGACCUGCUGCAGAUGCUGGAGAUGAACAUGACCAUCGCCUUCCCGGCCACGCCCCUGCUCACCGUCAUCCUGGCCCUCGUAGGCAUGGAGGCCAUCAUGUCCGAGUUCUUCAAUGACACCACCACGGCUUUCUACAUCAUCCUUAUCGUGUGGCUGGCUGACCAGUACGACGCCAUCUGCUGCCACACCAGCACCAGCCGCCGCCAUUGGCUCAGGUUCUUCUACCUGUACCACUUCGCCUUCUACGCCUACCACUACCGCUUCAACGGGCAGUACAGCAGCCUGGCCCUGGUCACCUCCUGGCUCUUCAUCCAGCACUCCAUGAUCUACUUCUUCCACCACUACGAGCUGCCGGCCAUUCUGCAGCAGGUCCGCGUCCAGGAGCUGCUGCUGCUACAGGCGCCCCCGCUGGGCCCCGGUGUGCCCACCGCGCUGCCGGACGACCUCAACAACAACGCCGCCUCCGUGCCCGCGCCCGCCGGCCGGCCCCCCGCCCUGGCCUCUCCGGGUGCCGGCGGAGGCCCUGUUGCCGCCGACGAGGCACCCAGCUCCCUGGUGGUGGCAGCCGCCUCAGUGGCGGCGGCGGCCAGCAGCGACCUGGGCUGGGUGGCCGAGACGGCCGCCAUCAUCACAGACGCCUCCUUCCUGUCGGGUCUCGGCGCCUCCCUGCUGGACCGCCGUGUGGCCGCUGGUGCCCUGAGCCCGGCUGGAGGCCUCCCACGGCCCCCGCAGGACAGCAGCCCUCCCACAGCGCCCCCGGUGGCGGCAGAGAGCAGACCCAGCUCGGAGACCUCCACCCCAGAGGAUACGCCCUCAGAGGCGGGGUCCUGAGCCCCUUGGUGGCCGCUGACCCUGGCCGCCUGGGCCAGCUAGAGACCUCGCGGAGCCCCCAGGGCUCGGAGGCGCCGGCCCCCGAAGAGGUGGGCCCUCAGGAGAAAUGGAUGGAGGGAAGGUUCUGGAAGGGGUGGUGCAGGGUCUGUAGCUGCCGCCCCACACCACGGAGAGCAGGCCCGGGGCUGCCCUGCCCCAGCUCGCUGGUGCUCCGUCGUGCGCAGUGCCUUCUCAGCGCUCGGAGCCUCGGGGCGCGGGGCCCCUCACGACAGCCCCCUGCGGGGCAGCGGGUGGCCUGGACGAGGCAGGCAGGGCGUCCAUUCCUUUAUUUAAUUUGCAGUGUACAAAUUGUGUUUGUAUAUAGGACAAUAAACUGUCGCGGACA
Molecule: messenger RNA, 2549 nt
Organism: Erinaceus europaeus (western European hedgehog)
Lineage: Eukaryota; Metazoa; Chordata; Mammalia; Eulipotyphla; Erinaceidae
Gene: TMEM259
Product: transmembrane protein 259
Exons: 10
Coding region: 215-2164 (649 amino acids)
Biological process (GO): response to endoplasmic reticulum stress; positive regulation of ERAD pathway
Cellular component (GO): endoplasmic reticulum
Source: RefSeq, a predicted model, not a curated record